CCCCAGCCCCCGCAAUACGUCAUUGUUCUACCUCCCUAUCCUCCUCCCCACCGCCACCGUCUCUUCCGUAAGUCAUGGCAGCGCUGCCUGUUCUGCUUUGCCACCUUCCUCUUAUUCCUAAUUGCCGCCGCCUACCUCCUCUGGCCCUCCGACCCAGAGCUCUCCAUUGUUCGGCUCCGCCUCGAGCGCCUCCGUUUCCACAUUCGCCCCAAAAUUUCACUCGACUUAACUAUGGACCUCACAGUUAGGGUACGGAAUCAAGAUUUUUACGAGCUUGACUAUGAUUCCUUGCUCGUUGCGAUCGGAUACAGGGGGAAGAGGCUAGGGUAUGUGACUUCGGAUGGUGGGCAUAUUAAGGCGCGUGGGUCAUCGUACGUCAACGCCACGCUCCAGCUCGAUCGGGUUGAGAUUUUGAGUGAUGUGGUUCUGUUGAUUGAGGAGUUAGCGAAAGGUGCGGUAACGUUUGAUACGGAGUCCGAGAUUAGUGGGAAGCUCGGGGUUGUCGUUUUUGACUUGCCCUUGAAGACAAAAGUAAAAUGUGAAGUGAUUGUAAAUACAAAGAACCAAACGGUUUCCCGUCAAAGUUGCUAUCCUGAGGUUUCUGAAGUGAGUAAGGAGUAAGUGUUACAACAUCCAGAUAACUGGUGAACAGAGAGAAACUAUAUAAUUUUCACAGAUUUCCUGUCAGUCUUUGUGUAAUCAUAUUCUCUGGUCAAGAAUUGUGUACAUGUUCUAUUUCGUGUAUAUUCAUCUUCCUUUAAAACAAACUAGAGACAUAUGCACAAACUCACCCCUGAGUUUGGCUUUGCUGCAUUGGGUGGUGUGUAGAACCUAGUAUCUGGGUCCUAAGGUCUUAGAUUGAAAGUACAUAUGCAUUUUCUUUCUUGUCCAUAACCAUUGAUUUGUACAAGAACACAUUUAUAGGCCAUAUUGCCAAUAAUACAUACAUUUUAUUGUA
Molecule: messenger RNA, 958 nt
Organism: Sesamum indicum (sesame)
Lineage: Eukaryota; Viridiplantae; Streptophyta; Magnoliopsida; Lamiales; Pedaliaceae
Biological process (GO): defense response to other organism
Source: RefSeq, a predicted model, not a curated record